Molecule: messenger RNA, 4069 nt
Organism: Sitodiplosis mosellana (orange wheat blossom midge)
Lineage: Eukaryota; Metazoa; Arthropoda; Insecta; Diptera; Cecidomyiidae
Product: tudor domain-containing 6-like
Exons: 7
Coding region: 1795-3480 (561 amino acids)
Source: RefSeq, a predicted model, not a curated record
UUGAUAAAAUGACACAUAUGGUGGGUUCGUAUCCGCCAAAGGCAGAAAUCCAAAGUUACACGACGCCAUUCGAGGAGGCUCCAUCUGGUAUGAUGACACGUGGAACGUAUUCGGUCACAUCACUGUUCACGGAUGACGAUAAAAAUGAGCACCUCAAAUGGGACUGGAAAUUCGAAAUCAAAGAGGACUGGUAAAGAGUGGUGGUUCAACGCGCUUCACGGCUUUCGAUGAAAUGUGGAUUUUUCAAGCAUUUUAUUGCAGGACCUAUUCGGAAUAAAAACAACAAGAACAACAACAAAACAAGAAAAAAAAAAUCUAUCCAACUAGAAUUCCGCUACUUAAUAUUGAUAUAUAAAUAAUUAAUUAUUCUUAAGCCAUUUGAAUGAACAACAGCAAACAAUCGAACACAUACAAGCAACAAAAUGAAAACAACAAAAAAAAAACAAUAUCAUCAACACCAGAGACCAAGAAAUUAUCUUUAACAAGAAACAAAAAAGCAACAUGAGUAUUAAAUAUUAUUAUUGUAAAAUGUAUAUUGAAUGUGAACCAAAUCGAUGACGGCUUGCCAUUUUUGCCGGUUGAGCUCUAAAAAUGGGCAACGCGCGCGCGCUCGUCGGCAAUUCACUUUCUCCCAAUUGAGGAUUGUUCUUCCGAUAUGUCGAUAUAAAACAAAACAACAAAUUAUGAACCGUGAAUUUUUUUUCCGAGGAAUAUUCAACAAGAACAGACAAAAAAAAAAUUAUGGAAUAAAAAAAAUCAAUUAUGUUGUGUAAUAAUAUGCCUUUAAUAUCGCUUGAAACAAUCAAAUAUUGCUCUAAAAAAAUCAACCGAUUCAUUAUUCGUAAUUCAUUUUUGUGUCUUCUAAAUUAAAUGUUUCUUUGUUUUCUCUUUUUUUUUUGAUAAGUCAAAACCAAUUUACAAGUAGUGGGUAAAAACAUUUGAAAAUGAAAGAAAAAUACAAUGAUUAUUAUCAAUGGAAAUAUAUAUAUUUUUUGACUGUGCAUCCGAAUGGACACCAAAAUUAAACAAAUCACAUUGCAAUAGCUUAGCUAUAUACAUUCAUGCCACAUUGAAUGAGCAAAAAAGGACCUUUUGAAAUUAUCCAUUCACUCCACACCAUUUUUUCUAUCGUCUAAUGUUCGAUGUUCGAUCCAUUGCUCAUCCCGCAUUUUCGCUCUAUUGAAUAUUUUAUACAAACUUUUUUUUUCGAAAUCGCAAAUAAAACAUUUUCUCGAACUUUAAGCAAUUACAAUUUGAUAAAAUGCGCUGUUUGAUUUCCUUGUCAAUGUGUUUGCUGUGGGUUUAGCCUCCAGAAGAUUUGUUUUGGUAAAGAAAUUUGUGAUGUGAACGAAACGUUUUGGCAGCAGGUGAAGAAGAAAAAAUGAAUUGAAUCGCAAAAUUCCAAUGCAUGAUUUUAUGCGGGAACAGAAAAUAUCUGUGCAGAAAAUGUCAAUACCGCCAAACAGAAGAAAAAAAAUCUGGAUGUUGUUAAAAAAAAGAUGGAAAAAUGCCAAAUUUGAUUUAAAUAUCGGUAAGUAUGUUUCGAAUCGUAACUGCGUUUUUAUACUUAUGACAUAACCUCACUGUGUAACCCUGACAUUGUGCUGUAUCGGACCCUUGUGUCUGUCAAACUGCGAUCACAGUUUAGAGCGAGAGUGACAGUUGAAUGAAAGAGUUUGCAAUAACAACGAAUUUCCAUGAAAAAACAUUAAAUUUUCGAUUUAUUCGGAAGGAAAUUAGCUGAAAAGUUAAAGAAUUGGGAAAAUAAGUGAAAAAUAAACACAAAGACACAAAAUGGCCGAUUUGAGCGACAUUAAGCGCGUGAUUAUUUCGCUCAUGAAUCUCUAUCCAAACGGUAUUGCUGCCGAUAUAUUCAACAAAGCAUACGAAGGAAUGGAAUCACAAAAAAUUCCUUUUGCUGAAUUCGGUUACCAUUCAUUGCUCACCUUUUUGGAAGAAGAACUGUCGGAGAACAUUCGAAUUGAAUAUGGCGACAUGCAACAGAUUCUUUACCCCAUUGCCAAUGGAAAGUCGGAUCAUAUUCUGAAGUUGAAGAAAGAAGAAAACAACAACAAGAAACCGAGACCACGUGCGUACAAUGGCAACAACAACAGUGCACACGCUUCGCAACAGGCAACAACGUCACGGGCACAUCAAGCACCGACGACACGACGCCGCUCACCGGUGACACGAAACCGCUCACCGUCGAUGCCGCAUUUGGUACAAUACAAACCAUUCGCAAACACAAACAACGGUUUAUCAUCACAUUUCCAACAGAAAAGCAUCCAAGAACGGCUACAACAGAGUCAAGAACGUUAUCUGUUGCGACAGCAAGGUUUGAUGGGUGCACGCGGCACACGCGGUCCAGGUCGAAACCUGAAUACACACUCAAAACAAUCGAACGAUUCUUCACCAUCGAGCGGUAAAAGAUCAUCAAUAAAAUCGCAGCUUGAAAAAAUUAACAUCAAAAUUCAAGCAAAGAAAGAAGAAAUUCAAUCAAAGAAUCUGUCACCAAAUGGAUCACAACCAUUGGCACAGGCACAGACACAGCCACAACCGCAGCAGAAGUCUCCACCACAAGGUAACGCCGUAGCAUUGACAGCACCUGCAAUCACAAAAGAAACGACUGAAAAACUAACAUGGGAAUCAUCCAACGAGAACCUAUGGGAUGACGAAUUGGACAACCUCGAACCACCGACAGCCCCGGCAAAGAACAAAGCCAAUACCGACGAUAGCAGCUUUUAUUAUGGUGUUUCGGACACAGAAGAAGUUCCGGUUCCACCGUCGUCUGUGGAAUUAUUGCGUCAACGAAUGGCCGACCCUUUGUUUUCAGACGAAGAGGAAGAAACUGAACAGAACGAAAUCAAAGGAGUUCUGGGUGAUUUACAUAUCGGCGAUACAGUUCCAGUCCGACUUUCGGACGCCAACAGCCCGUUGAAGUUCUGGGUCCAUGUUCGUCAGGAGAAAUACAAGAAACAAAUCGACACAAUGUACAAAGACAUGCAAGAAUUCUACAGCCGUAACCGCCAUUCGGACGAUCUGAAAGUGACCGAACCAGAUGAAUCGAACCAACAAUAUUUUGCUGUCAACUACAUGGGCCAGUGGCAUCGUGUGGAACCGUUAGACACAAAAAUGGGAGAGUCAUUGCGGGUGUCAUUCAUCGACCAUGGCAGUCGCGAAAUAAUCAACAUCAGCCAAAUGCGCAAGCUGCCAAAGCAGUUCUGGAGCGUUCCAAAAGCUGCGUUGUGCUGUGCCUUGGGUAACAUUAAACCAAUGGGAAAAGAAUUCACCAAUGAAAGCGUUGAUGCAUUGAUCAAUUUGCUUGAUGGCGAAAAAUUGUGGGCAAGAAUCCUCCAGAUUGACAACAUCAAAUCAAAGGCCAUCGUGGAACUCACAUUGGACUCAACCAAGAUGUGUGUCAACGACGAAAUGGUUCGCUUGGGUCACGCCGUACUGAAGAAGAGCAGAUCCAAUGCAUAGUGCGUUCCAUGAAGUUUUUGUUGAGCAUAGAAUCAAAAACCGAAAGAAUAUCAAUAAGAUUAAGACGUUAUUUUGAAUUGGGAAUUGGAUCUCUUAAGAUAUAUACAAUAUAAUUGACAUGAAGUCUUUUUGAAAACAUGAAUUUGAAUGAAAAUGUGUAUUGAACCAAUACACUAGUUAUCAAUUAAUGAUAUUGAAGAAUGAAAUCAAAUGAAAUUAUCAUUAUUUGGCCUAUGAAAUGGCACUUUACACUGAAUGUGUAUACAAUGAACAGAUAUUCAGACAAUUGACACUUGACAUCUUCCUAAAUUAGCUACAACAUCUGUAGGGUUGACAUUUGCUGAAUAGAAAAAAAUAAAUAAAAUGAAAUCAUAUUAGGAAUGGAAAUGUCAAGACAACUGAAUUUUGUCCGUAUGAAAAAUAGAAUUUUUUUGAAAUCACUUAGCGCAAAUCAUUAACUUUUCAAAUAGCUAGUUUGUAGCUACAUAUCUGUAUAUAAAGUAAUAUGGAUUCAAUUCGAAACGAUGGAUUUUGUAGAAGGACAUGAGGAAAAAUUGAAAAAUAAAACUGGGAAAAAAUUUAAUACAGA